This is a messenger RNA of Suillus clintonianus, 453 nucleotides long. RefSeq lists its product as uncharacterized. The record is from RefSeq and is a predicted model, not a curated record. The transcript has 4 exons. The coding region runs from base 1 to 453 and encodes 150 amino acids. NCBI's taxonomy places the organism in Eukaryota, Fungi, Basidiomycota, Agaricomycetes, Boletales, Suillaceae.
AUGUCAUCAUACGACCCUUCCACUCCAACCUCCCUCGUAAGGACAAUCUGCAUCCAAUCUCCAGAGUUGAGUUUGAAGGCGGUCAGAAAUGUUAACGGUUGGACGCAGGAGUGCGGCAGCCUCAUGCACAGUUACCAAUACCCCAGCCGUCACCUAGCUCCACCACUUACAAGUCUUACUGGCGCUCUUUUUCGGUUACCUGAAGCUUGCCUCUCACCAUCACACCCUACUCCACUGCAGAGGCAGAGGCAGAUAUCAGUUGCCUGGAAAACUGGUCCCUAUUACUGUGUCCCCCGUGGACGAUACAUCGGUGUAUUCAAUACUUGGGCUGAGGUAACGGAAAGUAUCAAAUGCUUCGCUGACGUGGCAUAUGUCGUUACUUCCCUUGCCGUUGGAGAAGUGCUGAUUCGUACUGCAAUCAGGAGGGGUGAAGUACACAAGUGUCGAGUAUGA